Molecule: messenger RNA, 2927 nt
Organism: Cladophialophora immunda
Lineage: Eukaryota; Fungi; Ascomycota; Eurotiomycetes; Chaetothyriales; Herpotrichiellaceae
Exons: 2
Coding region: 161-2581 (806 amino acids)
Biological process (GO): DNA-templated transcription; regulation of DNA-templated transcription
Cellular component (GO): nucleus
Molecular function (GO): zinc ion binding; DNA-binding transcription factor activity, RNA polymerase II-specific; transcription cis-regulatory region binding
Source: RefSeq, a predicted model, not a curated record
CCCAAGGCACAUGGCCGCCCAUGCAAUGACCUGAACCCAUGACCAGCCAUUGAUCCGCUGGAUAUUGAUCUCGUCCUCAACACCUGCGCCUUGCCAUUCUGUACCACCUCCCAUGCUUGAAGGUCCCAGCUGCGCUCCAGCUGUGCGUCAAUGACCGGCCAUGGCCGACACAAAGGAUCACGCUCAGCAAGCUCCGCCGGAAUCAAAUCCGUCCCUGAGCCACAUUCCCCGUCAACCCUCAUGGACCGGCUCGGUCGACGACAAUAACAUCAACCCAUCGCCACUGCACGGUCGCAAGAGGUCUGCCGACCACCUGCCGACGGAACCGCAUGUUUCGCGCAAAGGCCGAGCCUGUCUGGCCUGUCGCAAGCUGAAGGUGAAAUGCGACAGUCUGGAGCGAGGCGACUCUGGGUGCUCGAGAUGUCAGCGCCUGGGUCUGGAUUGUAUCACCUCGAAGCGGAUGAGAGUGAGUCUGGACGAUGAUGGCGAGAACCCUCACCCUUCAAUUGUUCGGCUGGACAGAGCUGUGGAAGACAUUCUCUCCCGGUUGAAGAUGCCCCCGCUGGAGGCUUACUCUCGCACCCAUCCAUCCCAGCACCUGCAACCACCGCCACAGCCUAUCCCUGCAGAAUCCAAUGCACAGACUACGCGGGAGAACUCACGCGAGCCCAAUCAAGAAGAUGCGCACGAAGUCGCUCCCGCGCCCAUGGGCAGCUUGUACGAGGUCACUCAGCUCAACACCCUGCGGAGCCGCCUAAAGUAUGGCGACCCGGCGCGUCGCAACUCCAAAAGGAACAUGGAGAACGACUUGGUCGCCAUGGGAGUUAUCAGCGUCGAAGAAGCAGAGGAAAUGUUUAGCUUGUUCAAGACCACCCUCUCGCGCUACCUGUUCGACGCCACCGUUCACGAGUCUCGCACACUGCUCUCUGUCCGCGAAUCCUCGACUCUGUUCUUUACAGCCAUCAUCACCGUCACGUCGCUCCAUAUCCCAGGCAAGGAGAAGAUCCACGCGUCCGCGCAUAAGCACCUCAGAGACCUCAUCGCCACUUCUUUCUUCGACCGCUUCCAUACCCUUGAGGAUAUCCGCGCGCUAUGUAUUGCAGCCUUUUGGCUUCCAGACCUCAGCUGGAAACUUUCCGGACAUUGCGUCCGGAUGGCGACGGAGUUGAAUCUGCAUCAAGCCUUCUUCAAAGCCCUCUAUUCGCAAAAACAGUCGGCCAGUGACCGCGAACAUGCAUUCGAGAGGGCCAGACUGUGGUAUCUCCUCUAUGUCCUCGAUCACCAUUUCAGCAUCGCGUAUGGUCGACCACCUGUGACGGCAGAAUUGCAAGCCAUCAAAGAAUACGAUGUCUUUCUGAAUGCGCCGGAAUGCACGCCGUCGGAUCGAAGAGUUCUAUCACAGGUCACACUGUUCAUUAUACUGAGUAAAGCGUACAACCACUUUGGCUUGGAGGCCGAGAGAUUGAUGGAUGGCGACGAUGUUACGCUUCUCACCCACCAGCGAUUUAUCGAGGAUUUGCAUCGGUGGAGAUAUCAAUUCCGGCAUGCAUUGAACAGGGACACCCAUGUGGGCGACUACCCUGCUGUUGGUGUCGAACUCCACUACAACUUUGCGUCGAUGAUGCUCAACUCCCUCGCCUUACGAGGUCGUUCCCUCUUCACCAUCUCCUCCACAGCAACCCUACCCACGUCCCUGCGACCACUUGCAUCGCACGCGAUCUCCUCGGCGCACCAAAUCCUGAUCAUCGUCCUUGAAGAACCGUCCAUUCGGGACUCGAUGGUCGGGGUGCCUCUGUACUUGCACACCGUGAUCGCCUUCGCGGUGGUCUUCCUGAUCAAGAUGUCGAGUCGGUGGACGGGGAUAGGCGUGAGCAUCGACGCAGAGGCCCAGACGAAACCGCUCAUCGAGAAAGUGAUUGAGUUGUUCAGGAGCUGCAAGGCUGGCAAGGGGCAUAUCCUGUACGCGAUGGCCGACGGGUUUGAGAGAUUGCUGAGGCGCAACCUGGUGGGCAACAACGGCCAGUUUGGAAGGACCGUUGGCGGCGCGGAAAAUGGCACCGGCGCGGCAGGGUAUGCGUCCCUCGACGCCGCGGCGGCCAUGGGUGGUGGUGCGCGACAGAACGGCGGGCGAGACACGCCCUACGCCCAGCAGCAUGCGGGCCAAGUGCAGGGUGGCCAACCCUACCAACCCGCGGAUCUGUACACCUCGUCGUCCCAGACAAACACGCCCUCCCUCCUCCCGCCGCAACACACCACGACCUCGCCGACUCCGUUCACCCCAACAGGCGGCACGCAACAGCAGCAACAGCAGCAACAGCAACACUCCAAUGGAGGAGCCGGGUUCGACCCCUACGCCCUCUCCCCGCACUCCCAGCCCACGUCCACCUCGGCGGGCACCUUUGGCGGCUGGCAGACCGAGGACGACAUGCUCUGGAGCAUGGGCAUGGGUUACGACCUGCUGGCCACGGCCCCGGACGUCAACGCCCACGGCCUGGGCGCCUUUGUCGGGUGGCCUGGCGGAGGCGGCGGGGGCAGUGGCGGCGGCGGCGGGAGCAUUGAUUCGUACUCGCAGGGGUUGUGAGUCAAAAAGACCUCCUGUCUACGUGUGGAUGGAUGUAUCUACCUUCAUACCUUUCUGGUCGCUAUAUAUACGCUGUAUCUACGUAUAGGUAGCGGGGGGGAGAGGGAACAGUCUUUUCGGUGUGUAUGUGUGGUAUGACAAUGCUGUGCCCAUGAUCUAUCUGGUCAGGCGAGGCUAUGUAGGGGUGGAAUCUAGUAGGAUAUGCCAGCGAACGAUUAGCGAAUGUGUAGUGCGAGCGAGCAAGCAAGCAAAUGGUCACGGCGCGAAUGACAAGGCUGGAAAAAAGGGACGGAAUGGUGAAUUGGAGCGCGAGAACAAAACGACACCGUCUUUGCCCAUGCACGCG